CCCCCUCCGUAGCUAAAGAAUUUGAGCUCAGCUUAAGCUUGUGAUUGCUUCACUGUGCGCUGUCUUCCCCUAGUUGGUCCCUCUACCUCGAGGACCAUAUCACUUGAACUCUAGUCCCCACAUCUGAUCAACUAUCCGUUCUCAUUGCUAUCCACCAUGGCUUGGCUCUUCAAGAAGAAGGAUGCCGAGGGGGAAGCUCAAGAAGCCGAAGCUCAGGAAAUAGGCCCCCAAAGCUCCGAUGGAGCUCCUCCCUUGGACCAGGCGCAGUCCUUCAGGUCUGCGGUCAUGCCCGUAAUGGCAUGCGGCGCCGGUCUUUUCUCCGAUGGCUACAUCAAUAACGUUAUCGGCUCUGUCUCGACCAUUCUCGCCAUCCAGUACGGCGACACGUACGCAAACUCGAACGCCAAGAAGUAUGUCGGCGACAUUGCCUUCGCCGGCACGGUCGUCGGGCAACUUGCCUUCGGCUGGCUAUCUGACCACUGGUCGCGGAACAACUCCCUGCUCGUGUCGACCGUCAUCCUGGUCAUCUUCACCGCCUUGGCUGCGGGCUCAUACUACCACGGAGAUAGCGUGGGCAUGUUCAACAUUCUGACCGCCUGGCGGUUCUUUGUCGGUAUCGGCAUAGGAGGCGAGUACCCGGCGGGCAGCGUUGGAUGCGCCGAAUCCACUGGCGAGCUCAAGGCGGGAACGAGGAACAGGUGGUUCAUCUUGUUCACCAACACCAUGAUUGACUGGGGGUUCGUCAUCGGUGCCUUCGUGCCCUACGUCGUCGCGGCGGCCUGCCAUAACGAACAUCUCAGCACCAUCUGGCGGACAAGUCUGGGAAUCGGCGUCGUCUUCCCCAUGGUCCUUUUCAUCCUCCGGCUCAGGCUCAAGGAACCCGAGGAGUUCAAGCGCAACUCGAUGCGCUACGCCAAGACGCCGUACAUGUUGGUUCUGCGGUUCUACGGUUAUCGUCUCUUCAUCGUCAGCUUGAUCUGGUUCAUCUACGACUUUUCUGCUUACUCCUUCGGCAUCUACUCGUCCACGAUCCUCGCCAACAUCUUCGACAAGGACGCGCCCCUCACGACUGUCUUCGGGUGGAACACGGUAAUCAACAUGUUCUACAUCCCCGGCACCAUGCUCGGCGCCCCCGUAUCCGACUGGCUGGGCCCGCGCUACGCCCUCGCCCUGGGCGUCUCCCUGCAGGGGAUCGUCGGCUUCAUCAUGGCGGGCGACUACGCGAACCUCUCGCGGCAGGGCAACGUGGGCGCCUUUGCCGUCGUGUACGGCAUCUUCCUGUCGCUGGGCGAGUUCGGCCCCGGCGACAACAUCGGCCUGAUCGCGGCCAAGACGUGCGCGACGGGCGUGCGCGGCCGCUACUACGGCAUCGCCGCCGCCGUCGGCAAGGUCGGCGCCUUCGUCGGCACCUGGGUCUUCCCCUACAUCGCCGCCGCCGCCGGCGACAACGACACCGCCUCCGCGCAGUAUCCCUUCUACGUCAGCUCCAGCCUGUGCAUCCUCAGCGCCGUCCUCACCCUCUUCUGCCUGCCUCACAUCGGACAGGAUACCAUCACCCUCGAGGAUAUACGCUUCAGGGCCUACCUCGAGAGCAAGGGCUACGACACCCGCCAGCUCGGCCUCAGGAAGGGCGAGGUCCUCGAUGUCGUCGAGUCCGGCAGCCCCGUUGAUGGGGAGGAGGCGAAGGCCUAGCAGGCUGUUGGCUGGGGCAUUGGGGUCUGGUCGAGUUCGGUUUGAUUGGACAAAUGUUUUGGCUUACUCAGCACGCCUACCCUGUUAAUGGAGGUGCAACUGGAGAGAUGGAGAGAGGGUAUCACAGGCUGCCAGGAGACGGUUCGUAUAUGUUGUUUGUUUCGAGUCCGCUAGAAAAUACACCAUAAUACAACCUCAUCUCUAUGGGAAAU
Phialemonium atrogriseum is the source of this 1904-nucleotide messenger RNA. RefSeq names its product MFS general substrate transporter. Lineage: Eukaryota; Fungi; Ascomycota; Sordariomycetes; Cephalothecales; Cephalothecaceae. Bases 157 to 1692 code for a protein of 511 amino acids. The record is from RefSeq and is a predicted model, not a curated record. Gene Ontology annotation, cellular component: membrane. Gene Ontology annotation, molecular function: transmembrane transporter activity. Gene Ontology annotation, biological process: transmembrane transport. The transcript is spliced from 6 exons.